Apis dorsata (giant honeybee) is the source of this 2397-nucleotide messenger RNA. It is a transcript of the gene tilB, whose product is annotated as protein tilB homolog. NCBI's taxonomy places the organism in Eukaryota, Metazoa, Arthropoda, Insecta, Hymenoptera, Apidae. Gene Ontology annotation, molecular function: protein binding. The transcript is spliced from 4 exons. Bases 433 to 1815 code for a protein of 460 amino acids. The record is from RefSeq and is a predicted model, not a curated record. Gene Ontology annotation, cellular component: cytoplasm.
GGAACUCCUGUCAACGAGUCGAACCAUUCGAAAUAGAUGCCAAGACUUCGAUCAGGAGGAAAAAAUCUUCGCUCAACGAAGUAUAAUUGAUUGUAAUACCGCAACAACAAUGCAAUACCUGCAGUAUCUCUGGUCGGUGUACGUGUUGCCUUUAAACAAUAGAAGAAAAAUUCAAUUAUUUUUUUUUAUUUUAUUCCAUUUUGUCGGAAUUCAACUAUUGGUAGCUCACCUGUCUAGUCUCCAUUAGAUCUGCUAUUGCCUCUUCAUAAUUUACUCCAUCUUCGCUAUAAUGUUCGAGAAUGAAAUCCUGUAACGCAAUAUAUAUAAGUACAGUAAUAAGUAAUAAUACAUUACAUAAUACGUGUGAUAAAUAUAAAUAAAAUAGAAAUAAAAAAUAGAAAUUAAUAAAAUAAUAAACAAUUGCAUUGUUUGAUGAGUUCGAUAUUGCUUAGCGACCACGAGAAUUCGCGUUAUAUGUACAAAAUGUCGAGAAUCACGCUCGAUUUAUUACGAAAGCGUUCGGAACAUAAUGAAGGCGAGAUUUCAACACUUGAAGAGAUCGCAUUGCAUCAAGAAAAUAUCGUGAAGAUCGAAUUAAUCGACAAAACAUGCAGGCAUAUGAAGAUUCUAUUAUUGCAGAAUAAUCUCAUAUCAAAAAUUGAAAAUCUAAGCAAAUUGAAAAGGUUAGAAUAUUUGAAUUUAGCUUUGAAUAAUAUAGAAGUAAUUGAAAAUUUGGAAGGGCUUGAGAGUUUGAAAAAAUUGGAUUUAACUGUUAACUUUAUUGGUGAUCUUCGAGGGAUCAAAAGUUUAAGAUAUAACGAACAAUUGGAACAGCUGUUUUUGAUGGGAAAUCCGUGUGCGGAUUAUCAAGGUUAUAGAGAAUAUGUAAUUGCGACAUUGGUACAAUUAAAGGAGCUUGAUGGAACACUGAUCGAAAGAUCGGAUCGCAUAAAAGCAUUACAACAUUAUGCUGAAAUCGAAGGAGAAAUUGUUAGAAGUUGCACGAAACAUAAGAUAAAAAGAGAAGCUGAAUUAUUAAGUUAUCGCGAGCAAAUAAAAUCACAGAAAAAUCAAAAAGAUGCAGAUAAAGAAAAAAAUGAAAAUGAAGAGGAUAAGCAAAUAGAGGACAAAGAAGAAAAGGAAAAUGAAUUAUUUUGGAAUCAAAUUAGUCGUCAUACACCGGAAGAACGCAUCGCUAUUGCGGAACGAUUUUUGCGAAAACAAACACAAAAAAAUCAAAAAAAGAAUCAAAUAAUUGAAUCACGAACUACUUAUAAAUUAAAAUUAUUUGAUUCCAAAGGCAAACCCUAUAACAUUAAUCAGCCAAAAAUAUCUUUCAAGUUGAAUGAAGAGGAAGAUAGAGAUCACAUUGUUUUAGAGAUUGCUCUAUAUAGAUACUUGGACACUUGUUACGUAGAUGUAGAUGUGCAUCCUGAUUACGUGCGCGUAACUAUAAAAGAGAAAAUAUUACAAUUGACCUUACCCUGUGAAGUAUCAGUAAACGGCAGCACGGCACGAAGAAAUACGACGAACGGCAAGCUUAUAAUAAUGAUGCCACGUUUAAAUAGAUUAUCUACGAUAUUCUCUAAUAAUAAAGAGAUAACUAAACAAAAUCCCGAUCGAUAUACAACAAUCGAACGACGAUCAACAAUGAGUGUACGGGAAUAUUUAGAAAUUGGUCCAGAAAAUGAUUUAGAUUUUUUGAAAAUUGUCAAUCCAUCGAUCAAUAAGACAAUUGUCAAUAAUCAAGUAGUAAAAUCAAAAAAUGAAGAGAUUUGCUGCGAUAAUAAUUUAGAGAUACCACCACUUGAAUGAAAGAGAAUGACUUUCAUAUAAACACUCACCUUGAAUGGAUCCUGAAAGUCUAUAUCUUUGGUUUCUUUCAGACCUAAUGGUAUCAUUGGCAUUGCCGGUUCUUCGCUAAAAAUACAUAUAUACAUAUACAUAUAUAAAGUUACAUAUACAAAUACAAAUAUAAAGUUAAGUGAAUUUAAGCUGUGUCGAAUCAAUAUAAAAACAUUUCACAAACCUAUCACCAUUUUGAUACAAUUCAACUGAACUGUUUAAUUCGGCAAGUUGUUCCUUUAGUAAUUGCAAGUUUGAAUUAACGAAACUCAAUUCCAACGCAACAGUUUCUCUCAAUUUCCUAUUUGUUGUUGCUCUGAAAUAUAAAAUAAUGUAUAAUUGUAUGUAAUUGAGUAGUAGUAAAAUAUAUAUAAAAAGAAUGAAAGACAGUUACUUAAAAAGAUUUUCUGCGCCGGCUCGCAAUCGAAGCUCUUUAUUAAUCUCUUGAUUCAAUUUGCUUCGUUUGUUCUGUAGUUUUCCUCGACAUGUAGCCACUCUAGGAUCGGAACCCUAAUCAAUUGAACAUGCAAUUUUAAUUUGUAGUGCAAGUGG